AUGAAGUUCUCAGCUGUGAUUGCUCCCCUGCUUUCCAUCCCUCUGGUCUUUGCCAGCCCCAACGGAGACUACGGAUAUGGCAAGACCAAGACCGUGACCGCAACCGUCACUCACACCGUCACCAAGCCCAUCUACAAGCCCCCGAUCACAAAGACAAAGACUGAGACGGUCACCAAGAAGUACCCCGUCACCGAGACCGAGACUGUCACAAAGUACAAGUGGAAGCCUCCCGUCACCAAGACCGAGUACGUCACAAAGUGGAAGCCUCCUGUCACCAAGUACGAGACCAAGUACAAGACCGUCACCGAGACCGACACUGUCACCAAGUGGAAGCCUCCCGUCACCAAGUACGAGACCAAGUACAAGACCAAGACAGAGACCUCCACCAAGUACAUCCACAAGCCCGCCGUCACCAAGUACAAGACUGUCACCGAGACCAAGACCGUCACCAAGCAGCCUCACCCCACAUACCACAAGCCCGGCUACGAGAAGCCCCCCCACAAGGAGUACAAGGCUUAA
This is a messenger RNA of Fusarium sp. VM40, 519 nucleotides long. The record is from the annotation of a GenBank genome assembly. NCBI's taxonomy places the organism in Eukaryota, Fungi, Ascomycota, Sordariomycetes, Hypocreales, Nectriaceae.